AUGUCGGUGCCGGGGGUGGGGAGGGGGUCAGUGGAUGGGACGGGAGGCAAGAAGGGUAAGGGGAAAGAUGGAGCUUAUAGAUUGAGGAUCGGGUCGUGGAACAUAGGCACGCUGACGGGUAAGUCUAUCGAGUUGGCGAAGAAGGUUAAUAUAGCUUGUGUCCAGGAGACUAGGUGGGCAGGGUCGAAGGCGAGGAAUGCGGACGGGUAUAAGUUGUGGGAUUUUAGAGAGUCUGUGGUUGAGGUUAGGCGAGUGAAUGAUAGGCUAAUGUUUAUUAAGUUGGUGAUUAGUGAGUGCACCCUCAAUGUCGUUAGCGCUUACGCGCCGCAAGCAGGCUUGGAUGAGGAGGUUAAGAGGCGCUUUUGGGAGGGUUUGGACGAGAUUGUGCGUAGUAUUCCAACUACUGAAAGGUUAUUUAUUGGAGGUGAUUUUAAUGGCCAUAUUGGGUCGGCUGCUGGUAGCUAUGGCGAGGUGCAUGGUGGCUUUGGCCUUGGGGAUAGGAACGGAGGAGGUACUUCGCUGUUAGAUUUCGCUAAGGCUUUCGAGCUGGUGAUUGCGAGCUCGACUUUUCCGAAGAGAGAGGAGCAUCUGGUUACAUUCCAAAGUUCGGCAGAAAAGACUCAGAUUGAUUACCUUCUCCUCAGAGGUGUGAUAAAGGGUUAUGCAAGGAUUGCAAGGUUAUCCCGGGAGAGACCCUCGCGACUCAGCAUAGGCUCUUAG
Messenger RNA from Nicotiana tabacum (common tobacco), 720 nucleotides. The record is from RefSeq and is a predicted model, not a curated record. NCBI's taxonomy places the organism in Eukaryota, Viridiplantae, Streptophyta, Magnoliopsida, Solanales, Solanaceae.